AUGAAGAAAGUUUUCAAGUACCUCCAGAACCAAGCACUGGAAGCUUCACAGCAAAAAUACUCCGGGUCGUCAUACCUGUCCCCGACCACGAAAGAGCCUCAACAGCACGGCGGCCACCAUAGCCCUUCUCCCUACAGAGACCAGCACAACUUACAUCAUCAAUCGCGAUCGGCGCAUCCUAGCUCGGCAGCACACAGCUUUCCAGCAUACAGCGCCACGGGCACUUCCCUCCCGAAGGCCAACGGGCAGCGGGAGAUGUCUCCCCCACAGAUCCCGGACAAGAUCCUCCGGGGUAUCACCCGGCACCAGUAUGCUCAAGACAACAUCCUUCAAUCAUAUGAGCUGUAUAUCCCCGAGCUUGACCACAGACACCAAGCCGAUGCGAAUGCGAACAAGUACUGGGUGAUCUAUGUUCACGGAGGCUAUUUUCGGGACCCGUACGUGUCCUCUUCGUCUUUUUAUCCUGCCCUUGGGAUCCUUGCAUCGGAGCACCAUCGGCGCCACAUCUUCAAGAACAACGGACCUCCGGUGCACCCAGGCGACAUCACACCGUACAUCGCCGGCUACGCAACGGUCAACUACAGGCUCUCUCCCCAUCCCGGGAAAGCACCUCAGGACCCGGACACGACACCGGCAUAUGAGCUGCGCAACGCCAAAUGGCCCGAACACAUCUACGACGUGCUGGCCGCCAUCGCGCAUCUACAGAACAAAUACGGUUUCGGGGAGAGAUAUCUGCUGGUCGGCCAUAGCGUCGGCGCGACGAUGGGUCUGCUGAGCGUGCUCGCUGCGGAGAAGGCGCCGUUCUCCACGGUAAGCGGCCUUGACAUGCCCACGAUUGAGCCGCCCAUGGCGAUCCUAGGCGUUUCGGGCAUUUAUGAUUUCCCGCUUAUCCACGAGUCGGUCCCCGACUAUGUGGGGUUGACGAGGAACGCGAUACAUAAUGAGGCGGACGUCGCGCUGGCGAGUCCAGCCAAAUACACCGCAAAGGACUAUGUUGGUUCCUGGACCGGGGGAGGGAAGAAGAAGAGGGCGCUCGUAAUUGCGCACUCGAGAGAUGACGGCUGGGUCGACUGGAAGCAGCCCGAGGCGAUGGAGAAUGUACUGAAAAGUGAGUCGGCCAUCGACGUGAGGGUGAGCGAGAUGCAGGGACAGCAUAAUGACAUCUGGGAGAAGGGGACGGAGCUGGCAAGGGUUGUGGUGGAGGCUGUCGGUGUGAUGAGAGGAUUGGAAUCCUGA
This is a messenger RNA of Cladophialophora carrionii CBS 160.54, 1236 nucleotides long. RefSeq lists its product as uncharacterized. Gene Ontology annotation, molecular function: arylformamidase activity. Bases 1 to 1236 code for a protein of 411 amino acids. The record is from RefSeq and is a predicted model, not a curated record. The transcript has 2 exons. Lineage: Eukaryota; Fungi; Ascomycota; Eurotiomycetes; Chaetothyriales; Herpotrichiellaceae.